Molecule: messenger RNA, 461 nt
Organism: Salvia miltiorrhiza (redroot sage)
Lineage: Eukaryota; Viridiplantae; Streptophyta; Magnoliopsida; Lamiales; Lamiaceae
Product: protein TAP1-like
Exons: 2
Coding region: 1-336 (111 amino acids)
Source: RefSeq, a predicted model, not a curated record
AUGGGCAGGAAAGGCAUUCAAACGAUUGUGGGGCUGAUGAUGGUGGUGAUGGCAUUGCUCAAUGUUGGCCCAACGAUGGCUCACUUGCCCCCCGGAGCCUGCAUCGACCGUUGCCUGAAAGAGUGCAAAUCAAGCGGCAUUGGUGUUGCAGCCUGCAUCAAAUACUGCCCGGUGCAUUGUCUCCCUCCCGACACCUCCACCAAACAGCAUUAUUGUAGCCUCGGAUGUAUGCUCGAUCAAUGUGCCAAGUUCACUAGUGAUGAGAAGAGGAUGACCGACUGCGUCUUCAAAUGCCGUAAAUUCCACUGCAAGAUCAAUGCCAAGAUUGUAGAGUGAUUGCUCUGUGGUCAAAUAAAUAGUCUGCAACUGCAGCCACAUAAUCUUUUGUUUCAAAUAAACGUGGCUGUAAUAAAUCUUCUCUUUGCUCCAUUUAUCAAUGCAUUGUUGCCGCUUUGUUUGUA